AUGUUGAUUAGAAGAGCCAUCUUUAGAUUUUCAAAAGAAAAGAUAAACAAAAUUCUAGAUCACGAAGAGUAUCUGACUGAACAAAUUGACAAGAUGGCUGCUGCCUUUAAUCCUCAGAACAAUAAAAUAUUCAAUAAUUAUACAGUUUUCCAAAACAAACUAAAUGUCGAUGGAUUUUCUACGAAAUUGAAUAGAUCUGCUACUAUAUAUAUUACUGUAUGGAGUAUGGUAGGUGGACUUUCGUAUUUGUAUAUAAAUCCUUGGGUUACAUUGAUUCCCGUCUUUUUUUCAAUUUAAACAAUAUCAUCGUAUAUAAAGGGCAGAAAGUACUUGGGAAAAUUAGUUUAAUCAAUAACAUUGGAGAAGGAUUAGAGGCAAUGUUUGAUUGAAUUAGGGAACAAGAAUGUGUUGAAAGUAAAUGUUACAGACAAUGAAUUAUUGAAUAUUAGCGAUGUGAUAUCAGUUUCAAACAAUAAGAUAGAGGAAGAAGUGAAUCAAAAAUAUAGAUAAUCAAAUUAUGUUAUAUAAUUUGAGACAAAAUACGAUAAUAGACUAUACGAAGAUCUGAGAGUACUAGUGACGAAGGACAAUGCUGAAAUUCCAAAUAUAAAGUUGCUCUAGGACAUUAUUACAGGAGAAGAUGUGAGUGGAUACAUUUAUGAGGAAAUAGUCUAAAAUUAGGAAGAAGUAGUAAGAAAGGAGACUGAUGAGGAAUUGGAGAAGAGGUUGAAAGAUGAAUUGAAAAUAUGA
Messenger RNA from Paramecium tetraurelia, 750 nucleotides. RefSeq lists its product as uncharacterized. The record is from RefSeq and is a predicted model, not a curated record. The transcript has 3 exons. Lineage: Eukaryota; Ciliophora; Oligohymenophorea; Peniculida; Parameciidae.